GAUCCUCUAGAACGCUGGAAGAAUUCUCCACCUGAAGCAGAAGCGGCCAGCUUAUCAGCCAUUCAAAAUGCUCUCGAGAAUGUGCCGACGGAUUCAGGCGCGAGCCGAGGGCCUGCGCUGGGUCCGCACCUGGAUGAUCGGUUUCGAACGCCUUGCCGUGCAGCUUCCCGAGCAGCUUCGACGAUAAGUGGCGAUAGUGUCACCAGUGCGUCCUCCUAUCGCUUCAACCGAUCUCACAUAUCUGUUCGAUCCCAUGGCAGCCAGUCCGGCUCUGAUAGGCCAACUGCUGGGAUCCAAAAGAAACAGGGGAGCAUAGGCAGAAAGAAGAGGAGUUCGGCCAACAACCCUCGCAUAUUUUGCUGCACGUUCUGUUGCGAUAAGUUCAAGAGCAAAUAUGACUGGGUGCGCCACGAGAAGUCCCUUCAUCUGGACCUGGAGAACUGGUCGUGUGCGCCGUUUGGGGGCUCUGUCAACCUGCCAUCCACAGGCCGCACCCACUGUGCCUAUUGCAAUCAGCUGGAUCCAACCCCCACCCACCUCGAGCAGCACAAUCAUGGAGCCUGUCAGCAACAAACGCGGACCUUCCGGCGGAAAGACCACCUGUUCCAGCAUCUGCGCCUUGUCCACCGCCUGGAAACCAUGCCACUGACCGACGGUUGGAAGAAUGUGGCCACGAACUUCUCGUCACGUUGUGGAUUCUGCGAUAGUCGGAUGACCAGCUGGGACGAUCGAGCUGAUCAUUUAACCAUGCAUUUCCGCCAGGGCUGUACCAUGGCCCAGUGGAAAGGCGACCAUGAGUUCCCGCCGGACAUCGCCGCACAAUUGAGACACAGCGUGCCUCCGUAUCUGCUCGACUUUGAGUCCCGGACCUUUGUUCCCUCCUCUGCCACAAACGGUGCUGUCAAUGAUCAUCUCUCUCAGAUGCUCUCCCGGGCCAGCUUUCGAAAUGCACUGGGCGAGCCUAAGACGCCUCCGGACUCGGAAGCUCCGCAGCCGGAGUUGCCACCAGCCCCCGAGCCUCAGUUGGAUUGCUACACUGAAGUGCUAACUCGCCACCUGAGUCAUUAUGCACGAGAGAUGAUGAGCAACGGGGUGGUCCCGACGGACCAGAUGUUCCAGUCAGAAGCGAGGCGUAUGAUGUUUGGUUAUGAAGACCAAUGGGACCAAACAUUGGCUGAUGUUCCAGAAUGGCUGGCUAAAUUUCGCCGAGAGCAGGGCAACGAUGGGACCCUGCAUGCAUAGGGAUAUUUUCCUUGGAUCCGGUAAUUUUACCACAGUUAUCGGCAGUUGAACGGUACGAAACAUCCUUCGGCUGCUCGCGUCAAUGAUUCUGAGAACUAUGGUCUAUCAAAUUACUCUCCCACCGCAAGACCACUGCUCUGCCUCAGCCGCGACCCGUAUUGAUUA
Messenger RNA from Aspergillus uvarum CBS 121591, 1407 nucleotides. RefSeq lists its product as uncharacterized. The record is from RefSeq and is a predicted model, not a curated record. The transcript has a single exon. Lineage: Eukaryota; Fungi; Ascomycota; Eurotiomycetes; Eurotiales; Aspergillaceae. The annotation marks the transcript as partial.